Messenger RNA from Myotis lucifugus (little brown bat), 2272 nucleotides. It is a transcript of the gene IDH3A, whose product is annotated as isocitrate dehydrogenase 3 (NAD(+)) alpha. NCBI's taxonomy places the organism in Eukaryota, Metazoa, Chordata, Mammalia, Chiroptera, Vespertilionidae. Gene Ontology annotation, biological process: tricarboxylic acid cycle; isocitrate metabolic process. The transcript has 10 exons. Gene Ontology annotation, molecular function: isocitrate dehydrogenase (NAD+) activity; magnesium ion binding; NAD binding. Gene Ontology annotation, cellular component: mitochondrion. The record is from RefSeq and is a predicted model, not a curated record. The annotation marks the transcript as partial.
GUCUCUCGGCUGCUGGGGGCAUUCCACAACCCAAAACAGGUGACCAGAGGUUUUGCUGGUGGUGUUCAGACAGUAACUUUAAUUCCAGGAGAUGGUAUCGGCCCAGAAAUUUCCGCCUCCGUGAUGAAGAUUUUUGACGCCGCCAAAGUGCCCAUUCAGUGGGAGGAGCGGAGCGUCACUGCCAUUCAGGGACCCGGCGGGAAGUGGAUGAUCCCCCCGGAAGCCAAGGAGUCCAUGGACAAGAACAAGAUGGGCCUGAAAGGCCCUUUAAAGACCCCGAUAGCAGCCGGGCACCCGUCCAUGAACUUACUGCUGCGUAAAACCUUCGACCUUUACGCAAACGUCCGGCCCUGUGUCUCCAUCGAAGGCUAUAAGACCCCGUACAACGACGUGAACAUCGUCACCAUCCGGGAGAACACGGAAGGCGAGUACAGUGGAAUCGAGCACGUGAUCGUGGACGGGGUCGUGCAGAGCAUCAAGCUCAUCACCGAGCAGGCGAGCAAGCGCAUCGCGGAGUUCGCCUUCGAGUACGCCCGCAACAACCACCGCAGCAACGUCACCGCCGUGCACAAAGCCAACAUCAUGCGCAUGUCAGAUGGGCUCUUUCUGCAGAAAUGCAGGGAAGUUGCCGAGAACUGCAAAGACAUUAAGUUUAACGAGAUGUACCUUGACACGGUGUGUCUGAACAUGGUCCAGGACCCGUCCCAGUUUGACGUUCUUGUUAUGCCCAACUUGUACGGGGACAUCCUGAGCGACCUGUGUGCAGGACUGAUUGGAGGGCUCGGUGUGACACCAAGUGGCAACAUCGGCGCCAACGGGGUCGCGAUCUUCGAGUCGGUCCACGGGACGGCCCCCGACAUCGCGGGCAAGGACAUGGCCAACCCCACGGCCCUGCUGCUCAGCGCGGCCAUGAUGCUGCGCCACAUGGGGAUGUUCGACCACGCCGGGCGCAUCGAGGCCGCCUGCUUCGCGACUAUCAAGGGAGGCAAGAGCUUGACCAAAGACUUGGGAGGUAAUGCCAAGUGCUCCGACUUCACAGAAGAAAUCUGCCAGCGAGUGAAGGACUUAGAGUAAGGCUCCCGCCGACGUGUCCGCACCAGCCACUCCUAACGCCGCCACGUCAGCCGCCUGAGAGCACGCCCGUGUGCGCUGGUCCCCGUCCCCGACCGAGUCCACUCCAAUCGGCCUUUUAACAAACCUGAGCAGAGGACGCAGGCGACGCCCGAGGCCUGCUCCCGAGUGCUCGUCUGGUGGGUCGUGUCUAUUUGGUAUAUAUUUUUUGUAAACCCUAAGCCGACUGUAUCAUUUGCCAUUGUUAACCAUUUACACUUCAGUUAAAACAGUUUUCCUCAGCUGUAAAUAUGACACAAUUAAUAAGAAAACAUCUAACUUUUCAAAGAAAAAGUUUUCCUUAGCUUAUGGAAAAUAUACUAGAAAUAAAACAGAAUACUGACGUAACAGCACAAGAUGACAUUCUCAUGACAUGAACGGGCACGAGAGCAAUUUCCUAGGAAAGUUGGCGUCUAACACGGUGACUGUGGCCUGUUCCUUUAUGACACCGACAGUGAGGACAGUGGUCUUUUCUAUGGAUUACUGAGGGCGAGUAGACCCCCAGCCAAGAAACAGGCGAGAGGUAACUGUCAUUGAACAGACAUAGGUAAUACAUUGGCUACAAAGACAGAUGCUGUUGGCUUGGUGCUGUGUUACCUUGAGGGUCCCUUUCCUGAGCUUCACGAAGGGCAGGGCCGCAGUCCCUUGUCACCUGACACGCGCUGAGCAUCGCGGGGAACAGCUCUGAGCCGACGGCCGCGUCGGACGGGGCAGCUGACCGUGGGCGGCCGCACUCCUGCAGCACCUCACACUCCGCCGGCCCUGCUGGAAGCCUGACCACGCUGUUAACUCUGUGUUCCCACGGCCGCCCUCUCCCUUCCCCAGAGCACGGCCACCAGGCGGCGAGGUGCAGGGCAGCGGGCGGCCGGCGUGGCUCAGCCCGACCCCCUGCACCCGGCACGGUGUCUCUGUAGCCUCAGAUGCCGAGUCGCCAUCUCCAUCAACAGGCAGCCGUGUGCCCCUGCCCCUCGUGGAUCCGCGCAGACCUGUGCUUGGCACGAGGCACCCAGGUCACGGGGGUCCCUAACGACACCCCUGCGGGUGCUUUUCAGGCUGGUCCCCAACUUCCCACCUUCCCUGUAUCUGCUGUGUACGCUGCUGCUCCUGCUUUACUGGCCUGCGAAUGCCGGCUCACACUUAUUAAUAAAGAGUUCAGAGCUGA